Molecule: messenger RNA, 1031 nt
Organism: Cercocebus atys (sooty mangabey)
Lineage: Eukaryota; Metazoa; Chordata; Mammalia; Primates; Cercopithecidae
Product: olfactory receptor 11G2
Exons: 1
Coding region: 96-1031 (311 amino acids)
Biological process (GO): G protein-coupled receptor signaling pathway
Cellular component (GO): membrane
Molecular function (GO): olfactory receptor activity; G protein-coupled receptor activity
Source: RefSeq, a predicted model, not a curated record
UUCUUUCCCAAAAUGAUUUAAAUAUAAACCUAUUUCCCCAUCUAUGUUUGCACUGUCAUCCAGUAAUUGCUGGUGCUUUUACAAUUCACGGACACAUGAAAAUCUUCGACACCCCCAGCAACUCCAGCACCUUCACUGGCUUCAUCCUCCUGGGCUUCCCUUGCCCCAGGGAGGGACAGAUCCUCCUCUUUGUGCUCUUCACUGUUGUAUACCUCCUGACCCUCACGGGCAAUGGUUCCAUCAUCUGUGCUGUGCACUGGGAUCAGAGACUCCACAUCCCCAUGUACAUCCUGCUCGCCAACUUCUCCUUCCUGGAGAUCUGGUAUGUCACCUCCACAGUCCCCCACAUGCUGGCCAACUUCCUCUCUGACACCAAGGUCAUCUCCUUCUCUGGGUGCUUCCUCCAGUUCUACUUUUUCUUCUCCUUGGGUUCUACAGAAUGCUUUUUCCUGGCAGUUAUGGCAUUUGAUCGAUACCUUGCCAUCUGCCGGCCUCUACACUAUCCAACCAUUAUGACCAGACGUCUCUGCACCAAUCUUGUGAUCAAUUGCUGGGUACUUGGUUUCAUCUGGUUCUUGAUUCCUAUUGUCAUCAUCUCCCAAAUGUCCUUCUGUGGACCUAGGAUUAUUAACCACUUCCUAUGUGACCCAGCUCCUCUUCUAACACUCACUUGCAAAAAAGACCCUGUGAUAGAACUUAUCUUUUCUGCCUUAUGUCCUCUGCCUGUCUUUGUGCUCUUUCUGUUCAUCGUGGGGUCCUAUGCUCUGGUUGUGAGAGCUGUGUUGACAGUCCCUUCAGCAGCUGGGAGAAGAAAGGCUUUCUCCACCUGUGGGUCUCACCUGACUGUGGUUUCACUGUUCUACGGCUCAGUAAUAGUCAUGUAUGGGAGCCCACCAUCUAAAAAUGAAGCUGGAAAGCAGAAGAUUGUGACUCUGUUUUAUUCUGUUGUUACCCCACUCCUUAACCCUGUGAUAUAUAGUCUUAGGAACAAAGAUAUGAAAAAAUCUCUGAAGAAAUUAUGGGGAACAUAA